AUGGCAGCAGCCGAAGACAUCUGGGUCGAAUUGGAACUGGAGGGGUUCAAUCGCGUACGCCCGAAAAUAAAGGGAAAGAAGCCUGUCGUGAAAUUUCGGAAUUAUUUCAACAACGAUCUGCCAGCGGCCGACCGCGCGAGACUCGUGACAUUGAUGCCUCAAUAUGCGCAGAUCCAGGCCGCUCAGCAACAGCGCGAAGACCAGCCUCUGGCAAUUCCGCAGGAUCAGGCUACCCUUGCCGAGCUGACCGCCUUUGAAACUGCUGCUGCCCCGCGCCAGGCUGCCAUGAGAAGCGAUUUGCAAUGUAUCCUAGACAUUAUUACCUUUGGAGAGCAAUACUUCCUCCACCAGGAAGGCGUGGACUUCCUGAACGAGCGGAGGCAAGAGCUGGAAAAUGAACUCCAGCAGUUCGACCAGCAAGCUGCCAGGCCCCUUGCCAACCUGCAGCAGAGACUCGCAGAUGAAGCGAAUAGAGGAGCUGGACCAGUCAACGACGGCGUAGCCCCAGGAGGCGCCAGUGAUGCCCAAGAAGGAGCGACAGAGCGCCCAGCAGCCGAUGCAGCUGCUCAAGAUCCCCUUAACGCGGAGGUAGAUGCAUUGCUCGAGAACGCCUAUCAGGAAGAGCGCGCGAUAUUUGAAAGGGAGAGGAAUCGGCGUCAUCGACUAGGCCAGCUGAACGAAGGCUGGUGGAGAGCUGAGUAUCUUGGUGAAGGCGCCUAUGGCUCAGCUUACUCUUGGGUGAAGCAAAACGAGCAUGGUAUGAUCAUCGAUAGACUGGCGACGAAGGAUUCCCGGGCAGAGGAAGGUGUCCGCCGCUGGGACCGAACUGGACUGAUCCUUAUGGAGGUCUUCGCUAUGAUGCGUCUGCGGCCUCUCAGGGGCUCGGAGUCGAUUGUACGCAUUCGCAACUGGCGGAUCAGCUGGCCUGAGCGGUUGUGUCGAAUUUACAUGGAAUACUGUCCAUUCAACAGUAUGCAACAUGUGUUGAGCGAACAUUAUCGUACGGGUUAUGGUACGGCGCUUUACCGACGCAUACGAUUCAUACCUGAGCCAUUCGUGUGGUUCUUCUUCGAGACUCUCGCCAAAGCGGGCAUUCUGAUGGAACGAGGAGAUCUGGAAAAGCGCGGUAACGGGUACUGGCAGCUCAUCAACCAUAGAGACGUGAAGCACAGGAAUAUAUUCCUCGGCCUCAAUGACACAGAUACCUUCAAGGGCUAUCACAUGCCGAAGCUUGGAGACUUUGGGCUCUGCGUCAUGAGUGACGAUGGAGUCCGCAGUGAAGAGGUCGCCACCUUCGGAUAUCGCUUUCACGCUCCGGAAGCUCGCGCUGAUCAGCUGGAAGGUGCUACGGGCGAGUCAUGGCUUACAGCGGCGACCAACGUGUGGGAGAUUGCGCUCUCUGUCUAUAGCCUCAUGAUAGGCGAUGAGUACCUUGACGAUCUCAUUGGCAGCGAGGAUCGGCGCGAACGCAUUCGCGUCCACUACAGAACGCACCGUGUACCACGGCCGUUCGAUGCAGAAGAGAUGAAGCACUAUAGCGAGGACCUACGGACCCUAGUCAUGGACUGCUUGAAGUAUCUGCCCAAUACUCGCCCUACGUUCGACGACGUAUUGAAGAGGUUGAGUCGUCGAACUGGAUACGGCUCACAAGACGGAGCCCGCGGUCUUCGCCACGCCCCUGCCAACGACCCUCAAUUCGCGAGAUAUGGGUUGUUGCUGAAGCGGGAGGGAUGGCCGAUGCGCAGCAUGCUGGCAGCCGAGCCGCGGAAUCCUCCACCUCCUGGAGGCCCUCCCAGGCCGCCACGGCGAAAGCCCAAGCCCAAGGAUGGCGACGGCAGCGACGCGGAUAGUGACGAUAGCCUUGGCGGCCAGGGCCGGAUGUAUUUCGAUCCCGCACGUCUGACACCAGCUGCGCCUCCGCCAAACCAGCCUCCUCCAGAUCAACCUCCUCCAAAUCAGCGUCCACCAAAUGAGCCUCCUCCAAAUCAGCCUCCUCCAAAUGAGCCCCAACAAGCUGAACGGCCACAACCUGAAUUCACACCAAUUCAACGCCCACCAAAUAGACGCCCGACUUCAUCAUCAUUUGAUAUCGACUUCGUGAACGAUCGAAGGUGGCCUACGCACCAGAGCCAGCCGCCGCCGCCGCCGCCGCCCGGGAGCAAUGGGAGGAAACGAGGAUUUGGCAUUGGGGAUCUCCUGAACCCAGAGGCUACCCCCUCGAAGAGAAAGCGGUAG
This is a messenger RNA of Zasmidium cellare ATCC 36951, 2235 nucleotides long. RefSeq lists its product as uncharacterized. The record is from RefSeq and is a predicted model, not a curated record. NCBI's taxonomy places the organism in Eukaryota, Fungi, Ascomycota, Dothideomycetes, Mycosphaerellales, Mycosphaerellaceae. Gene Ontology annotation, molecular function: protein kinase activity; ATP binding. Bases 1 to 2235 code for a protein of 744 amino acids. The transcript is spliced from 7 exons. Gene Ontology annotation, biological process: protein phosphorylation.